CGCGAAACUCCGCGCAACGGCAACGUGUUAAAGAAGCAAAUCCCCUACGGGCACCAGCGGGCUACCUUCCUACUUGAUGGCACCUGGCGCCGCCGCCUUGUCUUGAUCCAUUCACGAAAACAACUCUCCGUUCACGACGCAAGCCAUUGACGACAUAUUCGCUUGCGCGCAUACGCAUCCCCCAUCAGUUGUUUGCGCGCACACGCAUCAGCCCCCGCCCAUUCCACCCCACCCAGACUGCCGCAGACGUAAUCAUUCCUGAUGUCGCGGCCUACCGUCUCCAAAGCGAAAACGUCGUACCCGCUGUACUCGGCCACCUGGGCAACCAGCAAGCCAUCAUGCCUCAUCGUGGGCGGUGGCGGCGGUGCGGGCCGCCAUGGUGUUAAGAACAAGAUCUCCGUCUUCGACUUCACCGACCGCUCGCCGACUGUAGAGCCAUGUGCCGAGAUAGACGCGAGCGAGCAUGACUCGGUAACGUGUCUCGCAAAUCUGGGCACCAAGGACGGUUGCGUGUUGUUUGCGGGCAUCAACGACAGCGAGGAGGAUAGGCUCGCGGGCAAGAACGAGUGCUUGAAAGGGUUUGAGGUGCGGUUUCCCAAGAAGGCGGAAGGGCAGGGCGAGAUAUCGCUUCUGAGUAAGACCGCGCUGUUCACGCCGCCGAAGAGCACGGGUGCGAAGAAGGAGGGAUAUCAGCGCGUGGUACGCUUGUCGCCGGCACAGCGGGCGGCAUCGGGCACGCCCAACAAGCGUAUCGGCGCAGUAGCUUCGAGCCUUGCGGGAGACGAGAACGAGAUUGUGGUCUUCAGCGCGACCUCAAACAAGCCCGAAAAGCCCAAAGAUGUGAUCCAGAGGAUAGCGCUGCACAAGGGCCAGGAGGCAAACGAUUUGGAUAUCCUCGACCAAGGAGAUGGAAAGUUCCAGAUCGCAUACUGCUUGGACAACGAUGUCUACAUACAGAAAGUACGCUGGGAUUUUACGAAGAGGCAGAAUGUGGGCAAGGCAGAAGACCGCACGCACGCAUAUACCAUCCCAUUGCCGGACGUCGGCGAGAAGAAGGGCCGCUCCAAGAUCAGGUGUAUUCGCUGGUUGUCGCCAUCACAUAUCCUACUGCUUGCGAAUAAGCCUAACCGAACGGGUGCCGAGGUGCUGGUGUUGAGGUUGUAUGAGCAGGGCAAACCCGGUUCAAUUAUCCUGAGAAAGAGGUUCCCUAAGCAUGUGCAGGCGGCUGUUGAUAUGGACGUCGCACUGCUGAACGCCGAUGAGGACGGAGCGUACCAAGCUGUGGUUGCGGUGGCUGCUAUUGACAUCUCGCUCAGCGUGUUGACGAUCAACUAUCGGGGCCGGAAUCUGAACACAACAAGUAGCUUCAGUCCGUUUGCGACGUAUUACAAUGUGCAUGAGUUGCAGAUGACCAAGGUCGUCUUUUCACCGUUCUUCAAGCCAGAAUCCAGCCAGAGCAAGAAGUCGGCCCCUCAGUACCUCCGCCUGGGCACCACGUCUCUAGGCAACUCCAUCAGCGUGGAAACUUUCGAAGUACACCCCAGCUCCAGCAAACCAGACUCAGCCUACGUCCUUCAGAGCGCGCGAUCCAAAGCAAUUGCUGAGGGCGCGAAAUACCUCGUUAUCGCCAUGGUCGUCGCCGCAAUCGCGCUCAUGCUCCAAGGCCUCCUUGGCAACGGAGACAGCAUGACGCGCAAUUUGGUCUACAGCAUGCGCGACAUCAGCGAGAAUGCCCCGGCGCCCGCCGCAAUCGUGUCAGACGUCAAGAGCGCCGCCGACCUCAACAACGCAGACUCCCCCGUCGCAAAAGCGCAGCACCGUCUCCGCGACCUCCUCCACUUACACAUUCACUCCGUCACCGCCGCUCAGCCUUCAUCUUCCAAGGCUCUUGUCAUCCAUCACGACCCGGAGACUGACGGCGCGCUAAGCACCGAAGUCCAUGAGGGCGAGCACGAUGUCGUUAAGAAGCACACGGAGGCCAAGCGGUGGGACGAACUGGAUGCGCAUGCCCAGCGACGGUGGAAGCAGAAGCUGGCGGACGCGGGGAUGUGGACGUUUGAGGAAGGAGAAACGAUUCUGAAGGGGAUCUUCUUCAGCGAGGCGGGAGCGUUGGUCGGGAGGGUGGCCGCGGAGGUUAUUGGGUAGGUGGACCGACGGUGACGGUGAGAUGUAUUUGGCACGCGGUUACCUCAAAUAGAUUUGCGGUGAUGAGAUGAGACUCCGCGGGGACUAUUGGUGUCAAGGGGGUACGCGUGCGUACGAAGUAAUAACUUUGAGCUAUACUGUAGAUACGUGUGCGAGUAUAUCAUGGGCACGCCCUGUGUUGUGCAAC
Molecule: messenger RNA, 2332 nt
Organism: Paraphaeosphaeria sporulosa
Lineage: Eukaryota; Fungi; Ascomycota; Dothideomycetes; Pleosporales; Didymosphaeriaceae
Exons: 2
Coding region: 262-2145 (627 amino acids)
Biological process (GO): protein secretion
Cellular component (GO): endoplasmic reticulum membrane
Molecular function (GO): guanyl-nucleotide exchange factor activity; protein binding; GTPase activator activity
Source: RefSeq, a predicted model, not a curated record